This is a messenger RNA of Australozyma saopauloensis, 1425 nucleotides long. It is a transcript of the gene ASH2, whose product is annotated as Ash2p. The record is from RefSeq and is a predicted model, not a curated record. The transcript has a single exon. Lineage: Eukaryota; Fungi; Ascomycota; Pichiomycetes; Serinales; Metschnikowiaceae. The coding region runs from base 1 to 1425 and encodes 474 amino acids. Gene Ontology annotation, molecular function: protein binding; transcription cis-regulatory region binding. Gene Ontology annotation, cellular component: Set1C/COMPASS complex.
AUGGAGAUCCAAUUGACUCCCACCGAACCGGCGCCGGCCAAAACAGAGGUUCUACUUAAAGAAGAGUCGCCGGAGAAGGUUCUGGAAGUUCUGGCGAAGCCAGAGGCCGACGCAAAGACCGACAACUCGUCGAAUCAUACCCGGUCAAGAACAAGGAACGAAUCGCUCACGCCUUCGCAAUUGAAGCAGCGUGCAGCCAAUGUGGUGGUCCAUUCGCGGUUGAAGCCCUCGGCUUUAGCGCACGAUGCGCUUUCGGCGCUCGAGCCGGCCGUUACUGGCACACAUACAGUAAAUGGAGAAGUGUACAAUCUACACGAUGAUCUUCCGCUUAACAGAAGGGGCUACAAAUACCGCGCGUGUCGUCCGAACGCGAACUUCGCUUCUAAUCUUUAUCUGACGACGGAUAUGCCUCCGUUCCGUGUGCGGGCAUGUUAUUUCGACCGUGCCAGUGGAGUAUCUUGUAGUGAGGAUGCUUCGGCAGUAACAACGUCGCUGGGAUGGCUCCUGGCACGAGCAAACGUAGGUAUGCGCGAGGGAACACACUACUUUGAGUUCGACGUAAUCCACGCCAAUGAAGGGUCCGGAAAGGCCCAUGUUCGUCUCGGCAUAGGCCGUAAAGAGGCUGCGCUCGAGGCGCCUGUAGGAUUCGACGGGUAUGGAUAUGGGCUUCGCGACAAGACAGGACAAAAGAUCACCUUGAGCCGCCCGCAUGCAUUCAUGGAGGCUGGUUUUGGGACUGGCGACACCAUUGGCAUUGUAGUAAAACUUCCCCUGCUUGCAGACCAUAGGGCAAGCAAUGCGGCGUUUGCCCAAAGCUAUCAGCAAUCACAGCCAAGGAAACGCAAGGCCGCUGCUAUGGCCGUGGAUUCUGAGGAAAGAGCCCUCAGCCAACCGGGCAACAUUGUCCGGGACCAGAUUCCGAUCAAAUACAAGAGCGGACUCUACUUUGAACAGUUCGAGUACACACGAACGAAACAGAUGGACCAUUUGCUCAACCCAGUCACCGUGCUAGGCGAAAAGGCGGUCUUGGAACAGGAAAAGGACUCAAAGGCCCCACUUCCCGUGAUACCAAACUCACAAAUCGUAGUGUACAAGAACGGCGAGCUUGUGGGAGAGAUGUUUAACGACCUCUACUCCUUCUUGCCGCUCAAUAUUAGCGAUGAUGCCCAGGCCACGGAAUCCAACACAAAGCAGCAGCAAAACCAGUCAUACAGGAACACCGACGAUUUAUCCUUGGGCUAUUAUCCCAUGAUGUCUGUGUUUCAGAACGGUGUGGUUGGCAUCAAUGCCGGGCCAGACUUCAAGUACGCUGUUCCCGAGGGGGCCACUCCUCUAUGCGAGCAGUACGAUAACCAAGUGACCGAGGAAUGGCUUUGGGACAUAAUUGAUGAAGUUGAGGCAGAGUACCUCGAUAGCUUUGACUGA